This is a messenger RNA of Cygnus atratus (black swan), 1285 nucleotides long. RefSeq names its product hydroxyacid oxidase 2 (gene HAO2). The transcript has 9 exons. The record is from RefSeq and is a predicted model, not a curated record. The coding region runs from base 218 to 1285 and encodes 355 amino acids. Gene Ontology annotation, molecular function: oxidoreductase activity; FMN binding. Lineage: Eukaryota; Metazoa; Chordata; Aves; Anseriformes; Anatidae.
UUUCACCUCCAUUCCUACUGCUUGUAGCAUCAGCAGAGCAUGGGACAGGGGACACUGCCAGCCCAUGACUGAACCUCUCUCAUCCCUUCUAACAGAAAAAAUAGUACUCAGUGAAAAGACCUUCUCUGCAUCCUGCUUGUAAGCUGUCUUGAAACAGAGGAUCUUACCCGCUGCUGCUCUCCCUAGAAUCCAACGGUUCCCAGAGCAUCUCUCUGCAAUGGCUAUGGUGUGUUUGUCAGACUUUGAAGCUUAUGCUAAAAAGUAUUUACCCAGGAUUGCUUGGGAUUUCUUUGCAGCUGGAGCAGAUGAGUGUAGCACCCGAGAUGAAAACAUCCUGGCCUAUAAAAGAAUUCAUUUCCGGCCACGUAUGCUGCGGGAUGUAUCUGUGAUGGACACAAGGACUAAACUCCUGGGGACUGAAAUCAGCUUUCCUGUAGGAAUUGCCCCCACUGGCUUCCACCAGCUAGCAUGGCCCGAUGGAGAGAAAAGCACAGCCAGAGCGGCCAAUGCCAUGAACACCUGCUACAUUGCCAGCACGUACUCCACCUGCACGCUGGAGGAAAUCUCCGCAGCCGCCCCUGGGGGCUUCCGAUGGUUCCAGCUCUACAUCCACCGCAACAGGGCAGUUUCUCAGCAGCUGGUCCAACGGGCUGAGGCCUUGGGCUUCCAGGCCCUCGUCCUCACCGCGGACCUGCCCUACACAGGCAAAAGACGUGAUGAUAUCCGUAAUGGUUUCCGGCUUCCUCCCCACAUGAAGCUGAAGAACUUGGAGGGAGCCUUUGAGGGAGAUGACUGUUCCGAGUACGGACUGCCACCCAACAGCUUGGAUCCUUCGGUCACCUGGAACGAUAUUUACUGGCUGCAGAGUCUGACUCGCCUACCUAUCAUCAUCAAAGGGAUCUUGACAAAAGAAGAUGCAGAGCUGGCAGUGAGGCAUGGAGCUCAAGGAAUUAUUGUGUCCAAUCAUGGCGGAAGGCAGCUGGAUGGAGGACCUGCCACUAUUGAUGCUCUGAUUGAAGUUGCGGAGGCAGUACAAGGCAGAAUCGAAGUCUAUGUAGAUGGUGGAAUACGGAAAGGAAGUGAUGUAUUAAAAGCGCUGGCACUGGGAGCAAAAUGUGUCUUUAUUGGACGACCAGCUUUAUGGGGUCUGGCUUACAAGGGUGAAGAAGGUCUUCAGGAUGUUUUGAGGAUUCUCCGUGAUGAGUUUCGUUUGUCAAUGGCCUUAGCUGGCUGUGCCAGUGUCUCAGAAAUUGGCCGGCACCUGGUUCAGUUCUCAAAGUUGUAA